AUGUUCCUCCAGCCUCUGGACCUCACCACUGCUCUCCGGCCAACCUUGCUCCCUGACGAAGCGCUACUCUUUGUCCAAGAUGCAGUCGGCCUAUAUGAAGGGAAGUACAAAAUACCCGGCCUGCAAAAUGGGCAUGCGUACCUCACAACGCACAGAGCAUGCUACGUCGAUAAUUUGGAACCCCGAAAGAGCUCGAAAGCAGUCGAAUUGAAGAGCGUUGAUAGAUAUGAGUUCUACGCAGGCUUCUUGAAGUCCUCUCCCAAAAUCACUUUGCACCCCAAAGCUCCCAAGCGUGCAUCCGUCCAAAGUCGUAGUCACUCCACUAUCCCCAUUGCUCAGAGAGCGGCACAAUCUCCUUCGCGCAGCUCGACUGCAUCCCCGGUACAUCGCGGAGCAAGCCCUUUUUCGAGCACCAGGUCAGGAUCCAGCACUUCCAGAUUGAGCACUGCGACAUGGGUCUGCACGAUUUGCUCCUUCUCCAAUCCGGUGCCGGCGAAUUUUGAUCCAGCAACUGCAAACUCGAACACGCCUCUGCCCGCAUGUGUGACCUGCGGAGUCAAGCCUUCCUUCCCACAUGUCCUCAAAGCAUCCAUUGCAAACGCUGCAGGACGUCAAGGCUCUCAUUCUCAGAGCCAAGCGUCCGUACAACCACUUUUAGAGAGUCACGGUCAGUACAGUGAGAACUCAAGCAUCGAGUAUAUUGAAGCACAAUGGCGUGAAGAAACUGCUUUGCCAGCAAAGUCCAGGUUCCAGUGCCCUAGAUGCACAUUUCUGAACCAUCCAUCUUUGCUCGCGUGCGAGCUGUGUGGGGCUCCUCUACUCUCAACGGAAUCCAAAGCGGCAAACGUUCUCGGAGAGAGCAUUGGACGUCCCGAAUCUCCUGGUCCAAGCCUCGACAUCACAAGCCUUGGCGUCGAUAACGACACAGAGUGCGUCAAGUUUUCCUUUCGCGUGGGCGGUGAGAAGAUAUUUCACGAACGGCUCAAGGGUGCCAUGGUGCAACGUAAAUGGCUUCUUCAGAACGCUCCUCCAGUUCCAGAUUCAUCCCCAGGCAACAUUGGUAGCACAGCGAUCGGCAUAGAUGGUCAGGUCCGACAGCCACCGGGAAAAGCAAGAACAGUCGGAAUCGCUGGCCUUGAACGUCAAGGUCUUGAGCUCCGGAAAAAGAAUGAAGCAGUCAUAGGUUCUGCAUUCGAAGAUCUUGACGCUCUUAUGGUCUCGGCUAAGGAAGUUGUUGCUCUCGCUGAAAGCUUUGCGAAGAAAUCUGACGAAGGAUCAGCGGACGCCAACCAGCUCAUCGCCGAGUCCGCCAAAGCAUUGGACAUGGUAACAACCAAAGACAUGCUUGGCUCCAGCGCUGGCUCCGAGUCUCUUUAUCUAUCUGAAAUGUCUCGCAACCUCGCGGAGUACCUCACCGAUGACGCUAAGGGCAUUUUGCGGAAAGAAGGAGGCAUCAUGAGUCUGGUUGACCUUUGGGCGAUGUUCAACCGUGCCAGAGGUGGUGUCGAGCUGAUCAGUCCUAUGGAAUUUGGGAAGGCCGCUCGGUUAUGGGAGAAACUCAGAUUGCCUGUACGACUACGGCAAUUCAGAAACGGACUUCUGGUCGUUCAGCAAGCAGACCGAACGGACGACAAGACAAUAGCUCAGCUGCUCUCGUUACUUCAAGAGUUGUACACUUCAUCUGCUCAUACUGAGGUUGAACGGGUUCACAAGGCUUUUGGCCGAGGCAUUACGGCUCAAGAAGCAGCACAGAGGUUUGGAUGGAGCGUGGGUGUCGCAAAUGAGGAACUGGAGAUGGCAGAGGAGAGAGGCGCGCUUUGUCGAGAGGAAGGCAUUGAGGGACUGCGAUUCUGGGAAAAUUGGAUUGUGGAUGAUCAGAGUGACGGUUCUGACGAUGACAUCAAGGUUGAUCCCUUUUAUGAGGUCGAUCCAGUGAUGAAGAAUCUGGAAGACAUGGGAAUCUUUUAA
This is a messenger RNA of Letharia columbiana, 1968 nucleotides long. RefSeq lists its product as uncharacterized. Bases 1 to 1968 code for a protein of 655 amino acids. The record is from RefSeq and is a predicted model, not a curated record. Gene Ontology annotation, cellular component: late endosome membrane; ESCRT II complex. NCBI's taxonomy places the organism in Eukaryota, Fungi, Ascomycota, Lecanoromycetes, Lecanorales, Parmeliaceae. The transcript has 3 exons. Gene Ontology annotation, biological process: protein transport to vacuole involved in ubiquitin-dependent protein catabolic process via the multivesicular body sorting pathway. Gene Ontology annotation, molecular function: phosphatidylinositol-3-phosphate binding; ubiquitin binding.